Trifolium pratense (red clover) is the source of this 2201-nucleotide messenger RNA. RefSeq names its product beta-1,2-xylosyltransferase-like. Gene Ontology annotation, molecular function: glycosyltransferase activity. Lineage: Eukaryota; Viridiplantae; Streptophyta; Magnoliopsida; Fabales; Fabaceae. The record is from RefSeq and is a predicted model, not a curated record. The transcript has 3 exons. The coding region runs from base 87 to 1631 and encodes 514 amino acids.
CAUGGCUUCUUUUUCCACUUGGCUUAAAUUCUCACCUCAAGACUCUGUCAUCACACAGUCAUACUGAAAGAGAAGAGAGAGAAUCGAUGAACAAAAAGUUUCAGAUCCUGUUCUUCCUCUUCCUCUUCAACUUCUUCUCUCUCUUUCUCUAUUUCUUUCAUCAUCACUCUUUUCUCAACCCUUCUUCAUCUUCAAAAUUUGACCACAAAACUUUGACAAAAAACCCACCUUUUCAACGACCCUUUGAAAAGUUACAACAAACCCAUAUCUCAAAAUCAUGGCCAAUUCUACCCUCUUACUUACCAUGGUCACAAACUUCAAAUGACAUUCCUUUAAGGUCAUGUGAGGGCUAUUUUGGAAAUGGGUUCACGCGCCGGGUUGAUGUGGUUUCCGGUGGCGGUGGAGUUGGUGGAGGUGGUGGGUGGUUUAGGUGUUGGUAUAGUGAGACUUUGAGGAGUUCGGUAUGUGAAGGUGGAAGGGUGAAGAUGGUGGUUGAGAAGAUUGGUAUGGCGAAGGGUGGUGAGAAUUUGGUUGAUGUUAUUGGGAGAAGUGAAGAUGAGGAGUUGCCUUUGUUUGAAAAGGGUGCUUUUGAGGUUGAUGGUGGUGAAGGGUUUGUAGAUGGAGGGAAUAAGAUGAUUGUUGAUGAUGAGUUUUUGGAUAAGUAUGUUCCUAGAGGUGAGAUUAUGAGACAUACUAUGCGUGAUUUGAUUAGUAAGAUGAGGAUUGUUGGAAGGAAAGAAUUUGAUUGUGAUCAGUGGAUUGAGGAACCAACGCUUCUGGUGACACGCUUUGAAUAUGCUAAUCUUUUUCACACUGUUACAGACUGGUACAGUGCAUAUGUUUCUUCUAGAGUUACUGGCUUGCCUAAUCGACCUCAUUUGAUCUUUGUAGAUGGACACUGUAUGGCUCCACUUGAAGAGACAUGGAAAGCGUUAUUCUCAAGUGUCAGAUAUGCUAAAAACUUCACUGGAACAGUUUGUUUUCGUCAUGCUAUUCUCUCACCAUUGGGAUACGAGACUGCACUGUUUAAAGGGCUAACAGAAGAUAUAUUCUGUGAGGGAACUUCUGCACAGGAAUUGUGGCAAAAACCCGAUAACCAAAAAACCGCGCGUCUUUCCGAGUUUGGAGAAAUGAUUAGAGCAUCAUUUGGAUUACCUUUAAACUUAAACCAUCCCGGGAAACCAGUCUCCGGAGGACAUAAUGUCCUCUUUGUUCGUCGAGAAGAUUAUUUAGCUCAUCCACGUCAUGGUGGUAAAGUUGAAUCGAGACUAACUAACGAGGCAGAAGUGUUUGAAUCCUUGAACAGUUGGGCAUCUAAUUAUAAAGGAUGUAAAAUCAACCUUGUCAACGGAUUAUUCGCACACAUGUCGAUGAAGGAGCAGGUACGAGCCAUCCAAGAUGCGUCGGUGAUCAUUGGUGCUCAUGGUGCUGGUCUUACUCACAUAGUAUCUGCAUUGCCUAAAACUGUGAUUCUAGAGAUUAUUAGCAGCCAGUUCAGACGUCCACAUUUUGCGUACAUAGCACGGUGGAAAGGGUUGGAGUAUCAUGCAAUUAACCUUGACGGAUCAUAUGCCAAUACUGAAACUGUGAUCAAUACGCUGGUCAGCAUAAUGAAAAGCCUUCGAUGUUAAUUUUUUGGACUUGAAAACUGAUGAUAUCAGAGCUUGAGUAUUUGAAUGACUGGAAAAUCGGCGAUCUUUAACCUUUUUUUAUAACUACAGUACUGAGAUUGGUUUGGUUAAUGAAGUGGUGGAAUUGCUGAUAUUUGGUGGAGAGGAAAUAGCGCUUAAUUUAACUUAACAAUUGUAUCAUGUCCAUGUUCAACUGAAGAAGGUUGCAGAAUUCAGUGUCAUGAGAAAAGAGUUGAAAUUGUCUUGUAAUUUUGUAGCAUAUUGAUUAGUGAACUGAGUUGUUGUUGAUAGUACCUGGUGCAGUAUGUGGCAUGUUGCAGCUACAUUUGUUACCUUAAUUUGAUCUUUGACCCUAUGUUGUAUACAGAUGAGGGGUCACAAUAGUUUGUUUUGUAAAUUUAUACUCCAACACAUGUAGGACUAUGUUGUACAAUAGGUGAUUUCUUACCUCUAUUCUUUUGUUGGAACCAUUUUGAUACAGAUACUAUGUUAUUGAGAAUUGAGGUAACACCAUACAAAUUGCAUUGGGGUGUACAUCAAUCAAAAUUUUAGGUGACUAGUUUUUUGGAA